AUGGCUUCCACGACAAUGGGGACAGAUUACUACACCCUGAGAAGCACGGAUAACGCAAACACUUGGUUCAGUUACUUUGAGAACUUCCGUCGUCCAAUCGACUCCUUUUCCGGGGGCAUCGUUCGAAGGGGGACCCGGGCGAAAGUGGCGAUUCUUGACAGCGGCAUCGACAUAUCCCAUACAGAAAUAUCUACAAAGGAUAAAAAGAGAAUCAUAGACUGUAGGAGUUUUCUUAUUGACAGGCCUGUCGACGAUGCAGAUGAUUCGGAUUCGCGUCGUCACGGCACCCAAAUUGCUGUCCUGUUGCUAAAACGAGCGCCCUUUGCGGAUAUUUACGUUGCAAGAGUAAAAGAGGACGAUGGCUCCCCGUUGAAUCCAGAGAGUGUGGCAAAAGCUAUUGAAUAUGCAAUUCAUCCAUGGGACGUGGACAUAAUAUCUAUGUCAUGGGGGUUUGGCUCUGAGUAUGAUGUAGUUGCCAGUGCCAUUCGCAAAGCGUCCGAGAAAAGGAAGAUCAUGCUCGUAGCUGCAUCUAACGCUGGAGCAAAUAUACCAAAGCCCAUUUUCCCAGCUAACAUGCCUGAAGUCAUUUGCAUCAAUUCGACUGAUGGGUACGGCAAGGUGUCGAACUUCAACCCCCCUCCUCGGAAGGACCACUACAAUUUCUGCACCCUCGGCGAAGCAGUAUUGGAUGCAUGGCGGCCAAAUGACUCUUCAAGCCUUCGAUACCGAGAUACUGGCACCUCGUUUGCUACCCCCCUGGCGGCUGCAAUAGCGGCCUCCUUCAUCGAGUUCUUUCGACAGGACAAAUUUGGAAGACUCGAAAUUGCUGACUCCCUGAAGAAUGAAGUGAGGACGCGAGAAGGGAUGCUCAAAAUAUUUGUAGCUAUCAGCGAGAACUUCCAGGGUUUCAACUACCUGCGGCCUUGGAGUCUGCUUGAGUGUAGGGGGAACUGCGAAGACAGAUGCGUGGAAGCCCGAGAGUCUGCUGGCCAGAAGCUGUCUAAUAUUCUGCACGACGCAGUGCCAUCGCCAGCAGAUUGUGAAAUGCUCCCCAAUGCUCCCAUAUUAGCCCAUGCGGUUGCUGCUGAUGUGCGAGCCCUUGCUCAUGAACAUGAACCUACCUGUCUUGCUGGCACCCGGGUUGAACUGUUCCGCCAAAUAGAGGCCUGGAUAGAUGGUACCCCUGAAAAAUGUAUUUGCUGGCUUAGUGGAAGACUGGGUACUGGAAAAUCCACUAUUUCUCGCACAAUUGCUCUGCAGUACUCCAAACAGGGGCAGCUUGGAGGAACCUUUUUCUUCUCGAAGAACGAAAAGGACCUCAGAACGCUGUCAAAGUUUGUCAGUUCCCUUGCUCAUCAGCUCAGCGGGUUGUCCCCGUCCCUGAGAGUAGCAAUUUCAACAGAGAAGAGACACAGCACUGAAAUAGAACAAUUAGCAAUGGGAAUUCAGUGGGAAAAGCUUAUAUACAAUCCACUUUCUCUGUUGAGUCCAAGACAGAGCCCUAUCAUUAUGGUUAUUGAUGCAUUGGAUGAAUGCGAAGGCCUCAGCAAACGACAAAUCAUGGGUAUCAUCAACCUGUUCGUUAACUCUGCAGCGCUGCAAAAUAUCCGACUACGCUUUCUCAUAACCAGCAGACCUGAGAGCCAUAUCCAAGCCGCUUUUAAAGAAUCACCUCAAAACGUCUAUCAUAUUGAACUAGACAAACUUGAUAAGUCUACUGUUGAUCUAGAUAUUUCCCAGAUGUUUCGUGGAGAGCUCAGAAAUCUACAUACGGAGAAACGUGGGGUCGAAGCCCACUGGCCGAGUGAGGAAUCUAUAUCAAGACUCACUGAGAGAGCAAAUGGUCUCUUCAUUUAUGCUGCGAUAACUUGCCGGUAUAUCAAAGAACCAGGGGCCACAUCAAUGAAUGAUCGCCUAACCCGGAUCUUUCAAAACCAAGCCUUCGACUCUCUCGAUAAUAUGUACGACCACAUCCUAACCCAGGCAGUGACUGGUCCGGAAAAGGAAGUACUGGUAGAACAGUUCCGGAUGAUUCUUGGAACUAUUGUGGCUCUAUUUGAACCAAUGCCAGAAACAAGCCUGUGUGAGUUGUGCCCGAAAAGGCUGGAGCUUGAAGUUGUAUGUUCCAGGCUCGAUUCUCUCCAUUCGAUUCUGGUGAUACCCGAAUCGCCCAAGGAGCCGGUGCAUAUCUCUCACCAGUCCUUUCGCGAAUUUCUCCUGAGAAAGCAUGAAGAAAACCGCAGGAUCUGGAUUAAUGAGCAGAUGCACCGGGAUUUAUUCACCUCCUGCAUCCGACUGUUAUCCAGCAAUUCACAAUACGGACUCAGACGAGAUAUUUGUAACCUGCGCCACCCUGGUAUCGAAAUCAAUCAAAUAGCUCGAACUAGAAUAGAGGAAUAUCUUUCUAUUCACACUGCGUACGCAAGUCGACACUGGAUAUAUCACCUCAAGGAACUGGACCCUCUCCAACGCCAGGAUGUUGGUCUCUGUGACAAUGGCAUAGUCCACAUCUUCUUGCUAGACCACUUGCUUCAUUGGCUUGAGGCCUUGAGCUUGCUUGGAGAAAGCUCUGAAGGGAUGCGCGCCAUUCAAUUAUUGAGUAGUAUGAUAAACGCCAAUGUAAGCCCUCAGCUUUAUGCUUUUGUCGAAGAUGCAAAACGGUUUAUUCGCUACAACCGUGCAAUCAUUGAACAGGCUCCUCUUCAAGUAUAUUGCUCUGCCCUAGUUUUCGCACCAGAACAGAGCUUGCUCCGCAAACACUUUGCCAAAGAUUUGCCCAACUGGAUUGUGAGAUACCCAAAAGUACAACCAAAGUGGACAUUACUUCGCCAAACAUUAGGAAAUCUUGCUGGUAAACCAUCCCAGGCCCGCCACUUCAUAUCCCCGGCAUUUUCCAAGGACGGCACGCUUAUAACCUCAAUCUCAGGGCCCGCAACAGAGGUGAAAUCAUUCCGCGUUUGGGACACAACCACAGGUGCACUGCUCAAUACUAUUGAACACCUCAAGGAUGCAGACUUCGCACCAAGUGAAAAACUGGUGGUUUCAGUCAAUUUUUCGAACUCCGUUAAAAUUUCUGACGCAGUAACCGGCACGGUGACCAGGGUGCUUGAAACCACAGGCCAUGGGAAUUCUGCCAUUCAUUCGGUUUCGUUUUCACCUGAUGGCAAGCUAGUAAUUGUCUGGGCAGCACAAAUGUUAGUCCAGGUCUGGGACGUAGAGAGUGGGACUAUGUUGAAGACGCUUGAAAGAUGCCACUGCCCUAAUAAUUUUGGUACGCCCCGCCAUCUCGCCUUCUCCUCCGAUAAUAAGUUGAUAGGGGCUUCCAUCAUGGGAGGCCACCCUGAAACAUGGAGCAUGACCUGUAUUUGGAAUGCAGAAGAUGGUUCUGUUGUGUAUCAGUUGAAAGGGUGCUAUACAUACACAUUUUCGCCUGAUAGUAAGUUGAUAGCCCUCGCAAUUGCAGGAAAAACGCAGAUUCUGGACGUUAGGAAGCGUUCGGUUCUGUACACCAUUGAUGCUUGCACCAACGUGGCGUUUUCCCUAGAUGGAAAGUUGGCGUUAGCACAGGCCGAGCUAGAGAUCCUAGGAGCAACACAAAUAUCAUUCAGGGCUGCAGCCACGGGAAAACCAACUGGUACGACUAUAUAUCUAAACGGAUCGUCGACACCAGAUACAGAGCUUAGGCACAUGGACGUUGAUCAUAUGGUAUUCUCUCCAGAUGGCAAAUUACUGGCUACCUAUAACUGGGCAUGUUACCUGCGUCUUUGGGAUGUGGCCUCGGGGGAACUGGUAGAAUUGUUCAAGAACAGCAAUUCGGUUUCCUUUUCCCCCGACGGUACGGUAAUGGCAUCAGGAUCACCCGACAACCUCAUUAGGAUAUGGGAUAUGCCAACCCCAACAUCAGCACAUUUUAUACCAAUUCUAAAUAAGGCCAAAGAUUCAAUAAAGCGGCUUUGGAGCGCGCCAGCACCGGAAGAAAAGAUAGCGAGCGCCUAUGGUGGUAAUAUCUUUGCUCUUGUGCUUUCGCCAGACGGCAAGCUAGCCGCAUCAGGUGGCUGCGGAUUAGAUGCUACAGGGGCUCCGGUCGUAAUAUGGGAUGUGGCAAAGGGUGUUCCGUUGCAGCAAUCGAAGUUAAACUACUCCAUUGACAAGAAUAUUCUCUUUUGGCCAAGCGAUAAGCGGCUAGUAUCAGCGGAUGCCUAUGGCUGGUUGGUAACUUGGGAUACUACUUCACUCGAGGAACUUCCAAUGAUUGACAAAUCUCACAGACUUGUUUUAAAUAUGGCUAUUUCACCAAACGAGGGAAUGGUACUAGUGGCAUUGGAUACGUACCCACCUGAAUUAAUGCAUGAGGAAUAUCACAUAUAUGAUUUCAACACUGGAAAACUCCUUCUAGAACUCAACGGCCGCCAUGCAAAGGUAGAGGCCCUUACUUUCUCGCCAGAUAGUAGGCUUAUAGCCACCGGAAGUUCGCGCACAGUCAAAGUAUGGAGCACGGAUACUGGAGAGAUGCUCCGGGAAUAUAAAACAAUGGAUAUAUGCCAGGCCCUCGCCUUUUCGAUGGACAGGCAAAGGUUGUUUAUGGUGUCAGGCCCUCGACAGAAACAAUACCUUCAAGAGGUAAUAACAAGCACAACACUUUGUGAGCUUCCAGACUGCAAUAUUUGGCAAUUGCUCCCAAGCAGCGUCCGGGAUGAUCUUUUUUCCACCAAUUGUGGACCAUUGCAAAUACUCACUUCCAAUGAUGCGACCUUGACUAAUUCUGACAUACACUCACUGUUUGUCACAAAUAGCUGGAUUAUGUAUGAUGGAUGCAAUGUCCUCUGGGUUCCUCAUGCAUAUAGACCUAGUCGUCUCAUUGUUAGAGACAACCUUGCCGUAUUUGGAUUGGCAGGUAAAGUUGAGAUUAUGGAAUUCGACUUUAGCGGAAUGCCUAGAUCGACAGAUUAUCAAAGCAACGUGUGGCUCUCUGAGCAAAACAUUCCGCCAGUUGAAUCCUAUAUAUAA
Trichophyton benhamiae CBS 112371 is the source of this 5007-nucleotide messenger RNA. RefSeq names its product NACHT and WD40 domain protein. Lineage: Eukaryota; Fungi; Ascomycota; Eurotiomycetes; Onygenales; Arthrodermataceae. Gene Ontology annotation, molecular function: protein binding; serine-type endopeptidase activity. The coding region runs from base 1 to 5007 and encodes 1668 amino acids. Gene Ontology annotation, biological process: proteolysis. The record is from RefSeq and is a predicted model, not a curated record. The transcript has 4 exons.